Messenger RNA from Phytophthora sojae, 780 nucleotides. RefSeq lists its product as hypothetical. The record is from RefSeq and is a predicted model, not a curated record. The coding region runs from base 1 to 780 and encodes 259 amino acids. Lineage: Eukaryota; Oomycota; Peronosporomycetes; Peronosporales; Peronosporaceae. The transcript has a single exon.
AUGAGUGGCUUUUUCUCCGAUAAUCAGACCAAGCAAAAAGCUUACGACCGCUAUUACAAUGCAAUGGCGAAGAGUGAUUUUGUUCAAGGCAAGAAGCUGAAGGCACUCAUUCAACACGAAUCACUAGACGAUGCAAGCGCUGAUUCACUUGCAAAUUUGUUUCAGCAAGUAAUGGCUAAGAAUCGUGAAUAUGAGUAUGAUGAAAUCACGAAGAAACUCAUAAAAGGUCCCAAAGGUCCUCCUGAAAUCAUCAAAGGUGAAUCAAAUGAAGCACCCAAAUCUAGUAAAAAGAAGCAUACAUACGUACCAACAUCGACUGACACAGAUGUCAAUAUGGAAGAGCCCACUGCGCCAGAAGAUUUCUACAAAGGAGUAAAUGACGUUGCCCAAAAGGCCGUAAAUACCCGAGCAUACAUUAAAGGAAAAAAGUCUUUAAGAGAGGUCGUGGAUGACCAUGUUCUGAAUUAUUUAAACAAGCAAAGAGAGUUUAGAAAAGAGGAUUCAAAUCGAAGACGUCAAGAAAUGGCGGACAAAUUUGCUGAAGAAGUCAUGAAGGAAUCAGCAAAACUUCUGAAACGAAAACGAACUGUAACUCCUCCAAAUAAAUCUCCUACUGACAAACGAGCGACAAAAAAAGCGGCUAAACGAGCUGAAGCGGAACCCUCGCUUACUCGACAACUAUUUCAAGACUCGGAUGAUGCAGAGAGCAGUGACGACGAAGAAAUAAAAGAAGAGAAGAAAUUACGUAGCUUUAAUGCUGGCAUAAAAAGUAUAUACUGA